CCAAUGAGACUUUUUAAAAAUAUUUUAUUUAAAACUACUUUUUACAAAAAAAUAGCUUAGAGAGUCUUCAAUACUGCACAAAAUCCUUUUCAUAAACUAAAUUUGUAGUUUUAUUUGUUCAUAAAUGGAACACAAAAAACACCUGAAACAUAAACACACGCGUUGUUUUGACUUCCUGAAACAUAUUUAAUUCUAUUUUUAUAUAAAUGUUGCCUCUAUUUGUUUUGUAUUCACUUGUUUUCUUCUCUGUUGGUUUCAGGUCUUCCUGGCUCCUCCUUUCUGCGGUUCCUAUCCUUCCUGCUGCCUCUCUGAUGGAUGUCAGCGCGCCACUGCGAGGUUUGCUUCCCUCUCCGUGUGCGCCCAUGCGUAAAGCCACCCUGCAGCCAAACGAGGAAGUGGGGAGGAGGGACCAGCGGUGGUAGUGGCGCACUGUGACCAGGAGUUCGGGAAGUCGGGGGAUCUACAGUCUUGGAAAGCAGAAACUUGGUUUGUCGGGUCCGAAUCCUUUCGAUACCACGACAGUCGAUGGUUGCACAGGUCGUAGAGUGGAGGAUCCCGGAAGGAAGGACUCUAAAUUCAUGCAGGUUUCCAGCGUGCUGGUUUGACCUGCGCGCCUAUUCAAACAACACAAUCCGCCGUUUCCUCCCGGAGGAGAAGACAGUCUUCCUAACUGAAGGGAAAUGAACACCAUGAGGAAGAAGAACCUGUGCAUCUUGAUAGAUCUGCUGUGCGUCACAGUUGUGGCGCUGCCCUCCAUUAUUCUGAACAUCCGUAAGAAGCCGUAUAUGAGGGACAUUUUCUGCAACGACGAGAGCAUCAAGUACCCCGUCAAACCCGAAACCAUCCCCCGCGGCAUCCUGGCGGCUGUCACCAUUCCCUGCUCUGUCAUCAUUAUCUCGUCUGGUGAAGCUUAUCUGGUCUACAUCCGAAGGAUUUACUCAAAUUCCGACUUCAACCAGUAUGUGGCUGCGGUCUACAAGGUGGUGGGCACCUUUCUGUUCGGCGCAGUGGCAAGCCAGUCGCUGACGGACAUCGCCAAGUACACGAUCGGCCGCCCGCGGCCUCACUUCAUGACCGUGUGCUCCCCAAAGCAGUGCGGGGCAAACAUGCAGGUGGUCAACUGCACUGGCGAGCUGCACAAGGUCACGGAGGCCAGACUGUCCUUCUACUCCGGUCACUCUUCGUUUGGAAUGUACUGCAUGGUCUUCCUCGCACUGUACGUGCAGGCCAGACUCGUGGCGAAGAGGGCCAGACUCGUCCGGCCCACCAUCCAGUUCUUCCUGGUGGUCUUCGCGGUUUAUGUGGGUUACACCCGAGUCUCGGAUUACCACCAUCACUGGAGCGACGCGCUGCUGGGGCUGCUGCAGGGAGCUCUCGUUGCCGUGCUCAAUGUCGUCUUUGUGUCGGACUUCUUCAAGGAGCGCCCGGCGUGCGGCGCCAAGACGGACUCGGAGGAGCUGGAGAGGAAGCCCAGCCUGCAGCUCCGAGACAACGAGCACAGCAAACAUCUCAACUGUCACAGCAGUCCGGGGCCUUUGUGAUGGGGCGCUGAGGUUCUGGCGGACGCAGACACUGCAGCCAAAGCUGAGCGGUCGGAGGUCUUCUCCACUGGACUCUGCAGACUGCUUCCUGUCCUGACACAGUCCCACGUUGGAGUUCGGCCUUCACAUCUGUGUUUAAAAGCAGGCUCUGCUUGUUCUUCUGUGAAGCUUCAGCCUCCAUCGGCUCCACGUCAACCACUCACACUUCACCUGCUGCCCUGGGAGAUGACGACGACCUUCUGUUCUUAUGUAGGGAGGAGGGGAGCGCCUUUGUGUAAAGACUCUUUUUAAAUUAUGUGAUCCACCCUCUGCAGCACAUGACAACAGGAAGGGUUUUGUAAAAAAGUGCAACAUUUUCCCCAAAGAAUCAGAUUUCCUUAGGUUUUAAAUUUUUUUUGCUCAAUAAAGUCUUUUUUGAAGCACUAUUUGAAGGUGGGACAUCAACGAAAGCAAGAAAAUGUUCCCAUUUAUUUCUGAAUGUUAAUCAGAAUUACUUUGCCAGAAUUUUUCCAGUUUUUGUCUUAGUUUAGAAGAAGAGGUUAAUUUAAAAACAGACUUGGCUAACAGUGUGUCUGAAUGUAAUCCAGUUUGGGUUCAUGAUUAGACUUUAGACUCGUGUCACUAAAAGAAUCUGCACUUUUUGAUGGUAGAGCAGUGAACAUGAACGUCUGUGCAAAAACACAAAAGUGACCAAAAGAAGAGGCGAGCCGAAGAGUUCUUUAAGGAGAAAUGGGAGGCUUAUUUUCCCCCUUAAAGAUGUCCUGUUGGGUCAACGGGGGUCAAGCUGGGGUCCACCUCUCUGCUUGUUCCUGAUGGUCAUGAAAAGCAGGAGCUGGCUGUCCAAGCAACAGGAUUGUGUGUUUAAAGUCCCACUCCGAUCGUCUGCUGAUCCAUUUCCAAAGUUCUUUUUUAUCCAAAGGUCUUUCAAUUAUGAGGUGUUUAGGCAAUUCGUUAGAAAUUCACCUCUGAGCUGCGGGCAACCCCGCCCCCUCUUCCCCUCGCUGUUGCUGAGAGCUCAGAGCAGGGAGCUUAUGGGCCGCCCAGCUUUUUUUUUUUUUCUACGAUCUUUUUUCAUCUGCUCCUGAUUCACAAAGAUCUAAAUAAAGAAAUACUCAGCAAUGUGAUUUUAAACUCAAAUUUCUUAGUAUGUGCUCUCCAUCUUCAGAAAAAUGCUACAGGAACACGUUAAAGACACCAUUUGCAUCGGAGUGGGUUUUCAGAAAAGCUGGGUUUUCUGCCCCCCCCCCCCCCCUUCCUCCCCAUCCUCAGCAUGGAUGUGUCCCAAGGUCUUUUUUUGACUGUUUGCUGAAGCGAUAAGCCUGAAAGAACCUGCAAACAUUGAGGAUGACGGGCGGCACCUCAGAGGAAGUUUUUAUCAGACUUUCAUUGUUUUCAUGACUGACAUGUUUGCCUAAAAGUCAAAUCCUGCAUGAAAAGCUGCUCCUUGGUGACUGUGGAUGGGGAUGUCCUCAGUGGAUCAGCUUACUGCACAAUUGCGUCUGACGUUGGACAAAACUGCUUGGAAGUGUCUGAAAUUACGACUCAUUAGCUCAGCUUUUUUUAGAAUCAGCUGUUUUUUAUGCCAGCCGUUGAGAUUUUUUGUUUUUUUUGCAUAGAGUGGAAAAAUGUGGGUAAAAUGUUAAGUAACUUUAAUUUCUCCUUGACUUGAUGUCAUGCUAAAACCACUACAUUUAGUAGAAAUGUGUUCAGUUUAGUUUUAUUUGACGAACGACCAGAACUCUGUGUGAAAAUGGUGUUUAAUAUAUUUAUAAAGGCUUCUGUUCCUUCUGUUGCUUUCAUAUCCCAGCUCUGUUCAGGUCUUUGUGCAGCCAUUCCUUCUUGGCACUAUGAGCCACAAGCGAUGCUUUCCCACAUGUGUGUUUGUAUGUACAGAUGAACGCAGGCGUACGCCUCUGUUCUGCCUUCGCCCCAUUCAGCUUUUGUUUGGCUGAUCGGUAGGAAGAUUGUGGAAGAAAGGUGACACCUCCACCUGUGGAGUGGCCGCCCCCUGCUUCAUUUUUUCAUGUUCUCAUUUCAUUUGUGUGAUGUGUUGUAUUCCACAUGUUCGCAGUUUUGGGAUUUGCCGACCAAAGAGGUCCGGUUCCUGGUCCAAGCCUGAACCAGGGGACUCUGUACCGCUCCAUAAUGAAUGAUCUGCCUUUGUCCUUAAGUGCCAACGCAGUACUGCUCCCACAUACAGGAUCAGACGGUACUUUUCCUCCCUGCUGGCUGCUAGAUGGGAUCCAUCUCUUCAGCACUCAGGAGGACCGGCCAUAAAUCAGAGAGAACCUGCAAAGCUCCGGAGUCGAGCUGGAAAAUCGAGAAGGAAUCCGGCCUGGAAGAGGUUUGAGGUUCCCUGGAGCGCCAGAGAAGAGAGCUGUUGAAGUGGCGGUGGGGUAUGAUGACCCCGGGGUCGACCUUGCUGUUAAAACCCUUAAAGCAGCUGGAACUGACUGCAGGGAGGAGCUGCGUUCUGCAGCUUUGCUUCUUCGUCUGUUAAUGUUUUUAUUGCGGAUAAAUGUCACUAAAAUAAACGUUUUCAGCAGAUGACGGGGCACUGCGUGCUGUGGAGGAUUGGAGAUCUGUGAUCCAUUUCUGCUUCUGUGUUUAUCCCCUGAGAUUGUACAGUUUUCAAACUAUAGAAGUUUUAAUAAAGGCUCAUUUCCAACCAUGAA
Messenger RNA from Oryzias latipes (Japanese medaka), 4216 nucleotides. It is a transcript of the gene plpp2b, whose product is annotated as phospholipid phosphatase 2b. Gene Ontology annotation, molecular function: phosphatidate phosphatase activity. Gene Ontology annotation, cellular component: plasma membrane. The record is from RefSeq and is a predicted model, not a curated record. Gene Ontology annotation, biological process: phospholipid dephosphorylation; signal transduction; phospholipid metabolic process. Lineage: Eukaryota; Metazoa; Chordata; Actinopteri; Beloniformes; Adrianichthyidae.